AUGAAGUUCAAUAUCUUUGGCAAAGGUCGAGGCCUCCGCUGGGCCAUCACAUUUACAUGUCAGAUUGCUUUUAUCUUCUUUGGCUAUGACCAAGGGGUGAUGAGUGGCUUGGUUACAAACAAAAAUUUCCUCGAUGUGGUGAACAACCCUGAUGAUUCGACUGAGGGCAUUAUGCUCAGCAUAUAUAAUUUGGGUUGUUUCUCUGGGUGUAUUUUGAACAUAUUUCUUGGAGACUACUUUGGCAGGCGGCGCUCCAUCUGGUUCGCGAUGGCCUGGAUUGUGGUUGGGGCAUCUUUGCAGGCGUCAACAUAUGGUCUUGCACAAUUGAUGGUUGGGCGUUUCAUUACUGGUAUUGGAACGGGCUUUGAGACUUCCACAGUCCCUGUCUACCAGAGCGAAGUUUGCGAUGCGUCGAACAGAGGCAGUUUGGUGUCCUCGGAGGUUUUAUUCAUCGGGAUCGGGCUUGUUGUUUCGGCGUUCUUUGACUAUGGCAUGGUGCAUAUUGAUUCACCAGUUGGCUGGCGAGUGCCUGUUGCAUGCCAACUAAUCUUUGCUUUGAUUGUCACAUUCAUGGUCUUCGGGUUACCAGAAUCUCCUCGAUACUUGUAUAGCAAGGGCCGAAACGAAGAGGCUAUUAACGUAUUAUGCGAACUCUAUGAUAUGAGCCCUGAAGAUGAGAAGGUAAUUCAAGAACAGACUGUUAUCAUGGAGGCAUUGCAGAUGGAAUCCGUAGCCGGCGAGUAUUCAUGGCGCCGAAUUUUCAAGAAAGACCGAGUCCAGACAGGGAAACGCGUUCUCCUAGCUUAUGGAAUGCAGUUUAUGAACCAGAUGGGAGGGAUUAAUCUUAUAGUUUAUUACAUGCCCACGGCGCUUAAAAAUAAUGUCGGCUUGUCGGAGAAUAUGUCAGUUCUCCUCAGCGCAACAAUCAAUAUCAUGUUCGUCGUCGGUGCCAUUUUCCCAACGCUAGUAGCGGAUCGUAUUGGACGGCGGAAGCCCAUGAUCUGGGGGUCUUUGGGAUGUGGCAUAUCAAUGAUGCUUGUAGCCAUCCUCCUGAGUUUCCAGGGUACUGCACAUGGUCAUGUCACAUCUUCCGCAUGCGUGGCCUUUUUCUAUCUGUUCAUGCUCAUAUAUGGCGCCACUGUGGCUUGUAUCCCUUGGGUUUAUGUGCCAGAAAUCUUGCCUCUCCAUGUUCGAGCAAAGGGAAGUGCUAUAGCCAUUUCAUCCAAUUGGAUCUGGAACUUCUUCAUUGUCAUGAUCACUCCAACCCUUAUCAAUAACCUGCGAUGGAAGGCAUAUCUCAUCUUCAUGUGCCUCAAUUUUACGUUUAUCCCUGUGGUCUACUUCUUUUAUCCCGAAACCGCCAAUCUUACCCUAGAAGAAAUUAACCUACUCUACGCUGAACAUGACACGCCCACACGCCUCGUUGCUAAGCGAUACCAGAAACAGAUGAAGGAGUCAGGGCAGGGUAUUAUGGAAAGUAAGCAGAUGUUCUCAGGAGACGGGGAAGCUACACAUUACGAGAUUACAAAUUUGGAAGAAUGA
Talaromyces proteolyticus is the source of this 1542-nucleotide messenger RNA. RefSeq names its product general substrate transporter. The coding region runs from base 1 to 1542 and encodes 513 amino acids. NCBI's taxonomy places the organism in Eukaryota, Fungi, Ascomycota, Eurotiomycetes, Eurotiales, Trichocomaceae. The record is from RefSeq and is a predicted model, not a curated record. Gene Ontology annotation, biological process: transmembrane transport; carbohydrate transport. Gene Ontology annotation, molecular function: carbohydrate:proton symporter activity. Gene Ontology annotation, cellular component: membrane. The transcript is spliced from 8 exons.